Cavenderia fasciculata is the source of this 1335-nucleotide messenger RNA. RefSeq names its product Putative synthase. Bases 1 to 1335 code for a protein of 444 amino acids. Gene Ontology annotation, biological process: pseudouridine synthesis. The record is from RefSeq and is a predicted model, not a curated record. The transcript is spliced from 5 exons. Gene Ontology annotation, molecular function: RNA binding; pseudouridine synthase activity. Lineage: Eukaryota; Evosea; Eumycetozoa; Acytosteliales; Cavenderiaceae.
AUGUUACUAUCUAGGUUAGGAUUAGUAGGAGGAGGAGUAGGAAAUAUAUUUAAAUCAACGUUAGUUGAUCUAUCUAAAAAUCAAACUACUAGGACAUGUAGUAAUAUACUAUUAAAAUGUAAUCAGACUCGAAUCAAUUAUACGUCAUUGUUGUGUUUAUCAUUAUCACAACAUCAACAACAACAUAAUCUUGCAACUUCAAAUUAUGGUGGUGGUUAUAGUGGCGGCGGUAGAAAGAAACCAAUACAAUCAACAAGAGAUAAAGAGAGAUACAAUAAUAGAACAUUAACAAAAUAUAGAUAUGAAAAGACAUCUUCCUAUGACAAUGGUGAAGAAGACAAGUUAUUUGAUAGAUUUAAACCACAAACAAGAGAAAGAGAAAGAACAUAUAACAAUAAUAAUAAUGUAAACACCUUUAAUAGUAAUAAUAAUAAUAAUAAUAAUCGUACUAGUAGUCCAAUUGAAGAAAAGAUUGAUCCAAAUCAAGUUGAAAGAUUACAAAAGAGAUUAUCAAGAUCUGGUGUAACAUCUAGAAGACAAUCAGAGAGAAUGAUUAUGGAAGGAAGAGUUUGUGUAAAUGGAAAAGUAGCAUCAAUGAAAAAUGACUUGUUCGUUAAACCAACAGAUAUUGUAACAGUUGAUAACAAGAUUAUUGAAGAAUCAGUUCCAAAAAUAUGUAAUUUACAAGAUCCAGAAAAAGAUACGUUGAUUCCAAUAUUACAAAAAAUGUUAAACAAGGAUCAUUUAAUGUCUGUUGGAAGAUUAGAUUAUUAUUCAGAAGGAUUAAUUUUAAUUACAAAUGAUGGAGAAUUAUCAAGAUAUUUGGAAUUACCACAAAGUGGAUUUGAAAAGACUUAUAGAGUUCGAAUUUUUGGAAAGGUUACACCAGAUAUGAAUAUGGCAUUGACACGUGGUCUAACCAUCGAUGGUAUUAGAUAUGCACCAAUGAAGAUUUCAGUGGAAAGAGAGACAGAUUCGAAUACAUGGGUUAUUUGUACAUUGACAGAAGGCAAAAACAGAGAGAUUAGAAGAAUAUUUGAACAUUUUAAUGUAAAGGUACUAAGAAUUAUCAGAACUCAAUUUGGUCCCUACACUUUACCAGAAACUUUAAAACCAGGUGAAACUGUUGAAGUUCAUCUCAAAGAUGAAAUUAAAUCAUUUAAAAGUAAAUGGGCAAACAAAGAAAAAUUAAUUAGAAAGGCAAAAGAAGGUUUAAAAAAAAUGAAAUUAAAUCAAUCCAUCAACAACAAUAUUAAUAUUAAUAAUAAUGAAAUUGAAGAAGAUAAUCAAGUUGAAGAAGAAGAAGAAGAAGAAGAAGAGAUUAUUGAAAAAUAA